AGUCAAGUAUACCUCUUAGAGCUCUUCAUCUUGUGACGGUCACAAAAUGAGAGCCCACUCGCAUCUCCUUCAUCCAAAACUCAGAUUCAACAUGAAGAAACUGGAAGACAACAUCUCGUUUAAGAUCUCAGGUAUGACGAAGCUCACAAUAACAUUCGCCACAUGCUUAGUACUUUCAAUGGUGCUACUACUACCAUCUUACAACAUCUCCAACCUUCACAAGUCUCAUCUUACAACCACAGGAGGCCUUCUUGCAACAGGUUUUGAUGAGGAAUCUUGCUUGAGUAGGUACCAUCAAUCAUCUUUACGCAAACCUUCACCAUUCAAACCAUCUACAAACCUUGUCUCUAAGCUAAGAAGCUAUGAGAUGCUUCACAAACGUUGCGGUCCAGGCUCAGAUGCUUACAAGAGAGCUACAAAGCGGCUUGGUAACAACAAUGUAAUAAACAGCAACGGUGAUGAUUGUCAGUACGUAGUGUGGACGCCUAUGUUUGGUCUAGGAAACAGAAUACUUUCCAUGGUCUCUGUCUUCACCUAUGCUCUUAUAACAGAUAGAGUCAUGCUUGUCGACCAAAGGAACGAUAUAGCCGACCUCUUCUGCGAGCCUUUCCCCGGUACUUCCUGGUUACUUCCUUUAGAUUUUCCCUUGACUGAUCAGAUAGAUAACUUCAACCGCACGCAUUCGCAUUGUUACGGUACCAUGUUGAAGAAUCAUACCGUUAACACAACUACAAGACCGUCACAUCUUUAUAUUGAUAUCUUCCAUGACUCAAGGGAUCAUGAUAAGAUGUUCUUCUGUGAAGAGAACCAAGCUUUCAUCAAGAACGUCCCUUGGCUAGUAGUGAAAUCUAAUCUUUACUACGCUCCAUCUCUAUGGUUGAUACCUAGCUUUCAGACCAAACUCAUCAAGCUGUUCCCACAGAAAGACACAGUCUUCCACCACUUGAGCCAUUAUCUUUUCCACCCGAUAAACCAAGUUUGGGGAAUGGUCACAAGAUCCUACAACGCUUACUUAUCAAGAGCUGACGAAGUACUAGGUCUUCAAAUAAGAGUGUUCAGCACGCCAGCUGGUUAUUUUCAGCACGUGAUGGACCAAAUCGUGUCAUGCACACAAAGAGAGAAGCUCUUGCCUGAACUAGCUACAAAGGGAUCACAAAAUAUAACCAAGACACCGAGACUCAAAGCUGUUCUUGUGACAUCUCUGCAUCCAGAGUACUCUGAUGAGCUAAAGAACAUGUUUUUAGAACGACCUAGUUUAACAGGAGAGAUCAUUGAAGUGUAUCAGCCAAGUGGAGAAAGGGUUCAACAAACAGACAAGAAGGUACACGACCAAAAGGCACUCGCGGAGAUCUAUCUUCUGAGUUUAACUGAUAAGCUUGUGACAAGCACAAGGUCUACGUUUGGAUACGUAGCUCAGGGUCUAGGAGGAUUAAAGCCAUGGAUACUGUACGAGCCAAGGCACAACAAAGCUCCUGACCCGCCGUGUGUUAGGGCCAUGUCUAUGGAGCCUUGUUCUCUUAAAGCACCAAUCUCUGCUUGUCAAGCUGAGACAAUCAAAACCACCCCUUUUGUUAAGUACUGUGAGGACCGGAUCACAGGGAUUAAGCUAGUUGAUGAACUUUGAUUGUAACCCUUCAUUAAUGUUACCUACCAAACUUUCUAAAAACUCAAAAUAAUCACCAAAGUUUGUAACCCAUUGAAUGCAUAUAAAUCAGGUUAGCUUUUAUCAUCUUUGUAUGCAUGGGUUAAUAUGUCGCAUUCUAAAGUUCACUUAUCUAAUUAGGAAAAAUAGAAUAUGCAAAAAAAAAAAAAAAACAUUACAGAACAAGUAAUGCAUUAAACUUUGGAAGUAAAUAUUAUUAGACUACAUUCCAAAAGCCCAAAUCUAUAUUAUGAAAGUCCAUAAGCCCAAGUGUUUUAGGGUUCUAAGCUAGCAGUGACUAUAUAUAUUGUUGUUAUGAAAGUCUUGUAAGCAACCUUGCUGCUCAUAGAAGCAGCCUCCAUUAAAGACUUUAUGAAAUCAAACAUUUGUUUUAGUUCUUGAAGACAAACACACAGCUUCUCCUUUUC
This is a messenger RNA of Brassica rapa (field mustard), 2070 nucleotides long. Its product is annotated as probable fucosyltransferase 9. Gene Ontology annotation, biological process: xyloglucan biosynthetic process; cell wall biogenesis. The record is from RefSeq and is a predicted model, not a curated record. Gene Ontology annotation, molecular function: galactoside 2-alpha-L-fucosyltransferase activity. Gene Ontology annotation, cellular component: membrane; Golgi apparatus. Lineage: Eukaryota; Viridiplantae; Streptophyta; Magnoliopsida; Brassicales; Brassicaceae.